GUGCAUCUUUUGCGCGUCUCAUGUUUCGUGAUUUUUCCUCUUUAUGAUACCCGUCUCUUUUCCGUCAUCUUUUCUUUCCCAUUCUAGCUGUUGCUAGAGCAUGCCAUAUAUCAUGGAAGAGCAGUCGUAUAAUAUGGACGUCGAUGAUCUCUUCGGAGACUCGGAGCAGGUCGCCCCUUUGACAAUCGCCGCCCCUCCUUUGAAAGGCUUGACCCGCCGUCUAGAUGAACUCAGCGCAAGCGGGUGUUGUCUGAAGUUAACCUGGUCAAAGAGUGGUUGCGUGGCCUACAUCACUCCGGAUGGUCUUUCAGUAAAGUUGCGAGUCUUCUCGCGUGACCCUGCCACAGGGAAAUGGGAUCUCGGGAAGGAGGCAACGCUUGAUGUCCCACGUCAAGAUGACUUUCAGUUCGUUCAUCUCUCCUGGAGCCACCUGGGAAAUGAUAUUGCGGUCGUUGACGCUGCAGGUCAUGUUGCAAUACUCACCUGCACAACUGCUAUGGACCGCAUGUCCCUCAUGCGCGCUGACGUAUCUCCCUCCGAUACGGAGAUGGAUGCUGUCGUUGGUAUGCAUUGGCUUGCUCUACUUCCUUACGAGCAGAAGAACAACAUCGUAUGGUCAGCAAAAGCAAAGGGCGGAAAUUGGCAUUUCCAGAUGGCUAACCACAGGUUCAAAGACGCCCAUCACCCGAUUGAGUCCAAGGCUGCAUUGGUUUAUCUCAGAAGAAAUGGUGAAUUACGGCUACGGUUUCAGCAGCCAGAUAACAGCUGGCACGAAUCCGGCGCUUCACUCGGGCCUCUAGUCUCCAUCCGGGAAUCCUUCACUCAUGCUGCUUUCGCGUCGAACAAUGACGACACAUUGCUUCUGGCUGCGCAUGAUAUUUCCGGUCGGCUGCACCUUUAUCGAGUUGAGACGAAAUGGAAUUAUCAGCCGCCACAGCCUGGACAGCCACCAAAACCUUUGGACAGACCUGAGGUCACUGUGACAUUGAUCAGUAUUGAGGACCAAUGUUAUCCCGUCAGCGCGGCUUCUGUUACUGGUGACCUCACGAGCAGUCCUGAUUCCAAAAUUAGAAUACCCGCUCAGCUCACACACCUCAACUUUCUCCCCAUCACACCAGAGCAGAAUGACGGCACAUUGCCGACUAUCCAGGCUAUCUUCUGCACCCCUCCUAAUCCCGUGUCGUUCGAUCAAUCAGAACAACCGCAGAACCCCUUCAGCAUUAUCGUCAAGUGGGAAAUUCAUCAUGUACAGCAGAACCAACUUCAUUCGAGCCUAGACAACGUAACUUCCAAGAAAAAGAGUGUUAGCUCAGUCCCUGCACGCGAGGCAUUCAAGUGUGAGCGACUACCUGACACGAUGCUCCAUGCUGUUGUUCUUUCCUUUAUGCCUUUGUGGUAUAACAUGAUCCUAUCGUUCUGUUUCAGUGAUGGGAUGAUCGAGUUCAGAAAGCGAGCUACGAUGCAAUCCAUCUCGCCCGACUACAAUACCGACAUGGUUACAACUCUACCUCAGGCAGGAUUCGUAUUCUCAUCCCUGGACCCGUCUCUUCAUUACACAUUAUCGCCUAACCACUGCAUAGCUGCCUGUAUGCAGCAAGACGGCUCUAUCAAGCUCCGUUCAGCCGAAUACACCUAUGGAUCCCUCGCCCUAGACGACGAUGAUCCAAAGCACUCGGCCGCACUUGCGGCGAUAGUGCUGCAGUUCUCCUCCACAGCCAACCAAUACUUCUCAAGCGACGACAUAUUCGCCAUACUGGGCGAGCUAUCAGAGAAGCGAAAGCGCGACUUCGUUUGUCUCAUGUUCCAAGGCCUCAACGUCAACAUCGACUGCGGCAUCGAUGAUUCCUCGAACAACCAUCUCAUCCUCCUGGGACGAUCUCCCUUCUUCGUCAAGACCCUGAGCGCUGCGCAUCUCCUCGGCCUCCAGGGCACCGUCCACCGCAGCUUACCCAGCAAGAUCGCCUGGACGAUCCUCAACAUCAAAUACAUGACCCAAAUCCUGACGACCAUCGCCCGCAUGCACGGCCAAAUCGACAAGAACCCUCUCCGCCCAGAGGUCGUCCCCCAAUUCAUCGGCAUCGGCCGCUGGAUCAUGCACUUCAUGGUAUACUUCAUCGACGAGAUCAUGGCGCUGGGCUACAAGCUCCGCAGCAUCCCGCCCAACGAAUUCACCGCGAAGGCCCUCGAAUCCGCCGUGACGGAGCUCCACAAACCCGCCAUCCUCAUCCUCCUUUCCUCCUUCCCGCGCCUCAUGAUGAAGCUCUGGAGCCAACCCCUAAACUGGGUCAUGAAGACCGCCUACACGUACACCAACUCGUCGUCGAACCUCGAGAUCCGCAAGAUCUACAGCCCGCUCCACCAGGCCAUCACCGAGGGCCCCCUCCCGGACUGGCGCCUCCUCGACAGCCUGCUCAGCGAGGCCACACAGCUCGUCCGCGCGUGCUACAAGCGCGCAAACCUCUCCGAGCAGGCGCGCAACGAGGCAGAGCGCGAGCUCAUACUGGGCCGCGUCCCGGACGUUCUCGUCCCCGCCGCGAGACGCCUCCUCACGGACUUCCUCUUCGACGAGAAGCAGCAGCCCCACGGCGCACUGCUCGACCGCUUCGACGUCGCGAAGGUCAUGUUCUUCGAUACCACCUGGCUCGGCUUCCAGGAGUCGAAGCAUGCGAAGGCGUACUUCGACACGCAUAUCGUCGACGUCUGCCAGAAGGUCGUCCUGAGGGGUACGGGCGCACAGCAGCAUCCCGCCGGGAAUCAGAACGGCUCAGCAGCGACGGCGGGCAGGGGCAGAAGCGAUAGCGUGGGCGGUGGAAAAGGAGGCGAGGGCGGAGACGAGAAGGAGAAAAGGAGGAAGAGUCUGCUGAGGAGGUGCGUGCGGUGCGGGAGCUAUAUGGAUGACGUUACGCAGGGUAUGCCGGGUUACUCGAUGCAUCAUGUUAGCUGGCUGAUUGGCGUCGCGAAGCAUUGUGUCUGUGGAAACGCUUGGAUGUUGGUGGAGGAGAAUAUGAAGGGGAAGUGAAAGUAGUAGUAGCAUCGUUCAGUACAGUGCAUACAGAGAGUAAAGAUGAAUGCAAAAAUUCGACUACUGGUUUUCUCUCCAACCAUCACGGCAGAAGCAUGCGCAUAAAUCCAAUAGUGGGAUAUCUUAGUGAAUUCGAUUUGUUUUUUUUUAAAUCUAUAUCCAUCCCAUCUCAUCUCAUCUUAAUGCGUGCAGAGUAUGUGCUUUUAAUUUGGUGGAACACUUCCGAGACGGCGUAACAAGUUAAGACAGCUAUUUCUAGAUUCUGUCGUGCUUCGGUAUCGUAGCUCAUGAUGUAUCGAGCGUGGGUUCGUCUUGUGGUCAAGACAAUUAACCCUUGGCGGCACCGGCCUUGAUGAGUAGGAUAUCACCGUCCUCGACGACGUAGUC
Molecule: messenger RNA, 3409 nt
Organism: Aaosphaeria arxii CBS 175.79
Lineage: Eukaryota; Fungi; Ascomycota; Dothideomycetes; Pleosporales
Exons: 3
Coding region: 101-3019 (972 amino acids)
Biological process (GO): positive regulation of DNA-templated transcription
Cellular component (GO): mediator complex
Source: RefSeq, a predicted model, not a curated record